This is a messenger RNA of Alternaria alternata, 949 nucleotides long. RefSeq lists its product as hypothetical. The record is from RefSeq and is a predicted model, not a curated record. The coding region runs from base 163 to 789 and encodes 208 amino acids. NCBI's taxonomy places the organism in Eukaryota, Fungi, Ascomycota, Dothideomycetes, Pleosporales, Pleosporaceae. The transcript is spliced from 2 exons.
GCUUUAUAAAGCGCACUCGCGUUUUCCGUUUGCAAUGGAACAUAUACCGCGUACGUCAUUGCUUUCCUCAGACUACGAUCCCUUUGACUGAAGCGCUCGGACUACACCGGUCAUAUCAACUCGACCUCUCUGUUGCUCGACUCACCAAGCAAUCCAUCGAUAAUGGCGCCCACGACACGCUCCCAAUCUGCCAAGAUGAAGAAGCCAGCCUCGAAUAUACUUCAACCCUCAAAGGUCAACAAACGCUCGCGUCCACGUACAAGGGUCGCGUCUAGGAAGCCUACAAAGUCGAAGAACCUUAAUGGGUCGCAACAAAUUAGUAGACUAAAGCCUCCACGAGGUCGCACUUACCCCUUGAAGCAUCUCGAGAAUGGACUUGUCAGCAUGGAAACAACUCCUGACUACCUAGUUGAAACGAUCCAAAAGAACGCCACGGACUCCCCUCUACUUCGACUACCUGCAGAGAUCAGAAACACGAUCUUCCGUUACGCAGUUGGCGGAAACAAAAUACGAAUUCGGCGCGCAGUCGUCUAUCGAACAUCAAAAAAAUGGCGCGAAAACUCCAACUUACUAUGGCACGGCCGAGCGGAUCACUUAGACGAUCGCCGAUUCAAGGAUCAAGGCACUGCAUUUCACCUCCCAGAAGUCUGCCGUCAGAUCUAUGCAGAGACUGCUACACUAGGUUACGCCACCAAUAUCUUCAUACUUCCUUAUACCCAAGGUCUGCAUCAAUAUUUCGAUGAACAUCGAUCGAAUGGUAGGCAACUUCUUGAUACGAUAUGUUUGUGAUACAUGUGCUGAUUUCCCACGCCCAUACAGGCAUACUUGUUGAAUGGCUUACUCAGCGCAAUGUUGCCCAGCGCUCGGCGAUUCGAUCCAUAGAGCCUAACUAUUAUGACCUUUGUCAUUAUCUUAAUGGGACAUAUCACGGGUCAUUCGGAAAAGACUU